Symbiodinium sp. CCMP2592 is the source of this 903-nucleotide messenger RNA. Lineage: Eukaryota; Dinophyceae; Suessiales; Symbiodiniaceae. The record is from the annotation of a GenBank genome assembly.
AUGCCAUGCCAGGCAUACCUUGAUCCGUGGCAGCUUCCUUUUGCUCACUGGAAGCGCUCACUCGGCACGAGGAACAUCCAGAAGGCCAAAGAGACAGCACGACGGCAUCGGCAACGAAGUGUGUGCCGCCAUGCUAUGCCGGAGCUGCAAUCUGUGGCGGAGUCUGCAUGGCAAGGAUACGAAAGCUUGCUGGAUUCGCAGGGUCUGGCCACUGAUGUCGCCACGGCUGCCGUGCUGAACUCUGCUUCUGACGUGGUGGCGCAGCUGUCAGAGAUGCAAAGAGAGGAUGGCCGUGUCAUUCGUGCAGAACGAGCUUUGCGAUAUGCAGCAUUUGGUUCAAUGGAUGGCUGUGCUGGUCACUACUGGUUCACUUUCCUAGAUACUAUGCUGCCAAGAUCUGGCGAUGACGUCCUGGACACUGUGGCCAAGGUCUUGGCAGACUCCGCAGUAUAUACACCUUGCUGGUGUGUGGCAUUUCUUUUGGUCAUGGCAGUGUUGGAAGGACGAGGUCCGCAAGCAGGUGUGCUCGAGGUCCGCCGCGAUUUUUGGAGUCUUCUGAAGGGCAACUAUGGUAUCACGUUGCCCUUCGUUGCGUUGAUUUAUGGACUGGCACCCGUGAGGUAUCAAGUCGCCUGCUUCGCCGCGCUCACGCUGGCAUACACGAUCGUCCUUGGCUUGGAAGUGGGGGGACGCGAGAAAGGUGCAAGCAAGCAGAGGCAAAGAGUCAGCCAACAGUGCGAGUGCAAAUUAUUUCCGUAUCCGCUCAGCUUGGUGCUGCAGGUUCUGAGCUUGUGGGCCAGCGCGCGCGACCCAACAGUUGCGAUUCCGGCACAAAAUGGCCAGAAGCGGGCCGCGCUGGUGCGUCAUGAUUCCCAGACGCUGGUGCUGUCGUGCAACCACUAA